Arabidopsis arenosa is the source of this 856-nucleotide messenger RNA. Lineage: Eukaryota; Viridiplantae; Streptophyta; Magnoliopsida; Brassicales; Brassicaceae. The record is from the annotation of a GenBank genome assembly.
GGGAAUAUUGAUAUUCAGUUCAAAACUCUUUUCUUAGUUUAUCUUCAUGGUAUCAGAGCUAAUCUAAAACCUUCACAGGUGCUGUCAUGGCUGAGGCUCUCGAUCCUUACCCCUUUCCUUCAAGUCUUUAUGUUUCUAGUUCUGUUACUCUAAAGCUCAAUGAUAGCAACUAUCUUCUUUGGAAAACCCAGUUUGAGUCUCUUCUCCGGAGCCAAAAACUUCUUGGGUUUGUCACUGGUCAAAUCGGUCCACCGGAGGCUACUGUUACAGUCACGGUCAAUGGUGCAGUCGUCACAACUCCGAAUCCAGACUUUGAAGCAUGGACUUGUACUGAUCAACUCAUAAAGUCGUGGAUUUUUGGCACUCUUACAGAAGAAGUGCUUGGUUAUGUUCAUGGUUUAGCCACAUCUCAAGAAGUGUGGUUGUCUCUUGCCGAUAACUUCAACCAAAGCUUCAUUGCUAGAGAAUUUGAUCUCCGUCGUAGGCUUCAGUUGUUGACUAACCGAGGUAAAGAUUUUCUGGUUUACUGUCAAAAGUUUCGCGCUAUCUGUGAUCAACUGAGUUCCAUUGGAAAGCCAGUCGAAGAAUCCAUGAAAAUCUUUACUUUUCUCAAUGGUCUGGGUCGGGAAUACGAUCCAAUCACUCAUGUUGGAUCCACUGUGCUCACCACAGCUGCAUGUAGUAUUCCUCUAUGCGAUAUACAAGCAUUUAGCUCAUCAACACAAGACUGUUCUGCUUCAAGCCUGGCAAUCCGCUGAAACUCAGGCUCCAGUUCUUCAACGGUUGCCAACUCUUCCAUCCCAGGUUGUUCAUUAUCCUCAAGAUCUCUUGAUCGUAACAAAUUCCCCUGGUUCUA